AUGCGAAUUACACGAGGUACUAGUUUUGAGGGCUUGAAAGCAAACAUUCAUCAUAAAUUGGGGUUACAAGAGAAUCAACAUAUUUCUGAAGUCACCGUAAGAGCUCUUGCUGGCAAUUCUGAAUACACAGCAAUAACAAUUACAGAUGAUGAUGAUGUUGAUAUUAUAUUAGAUAUAUUUGUGGAACAAGCUGAAACGAGUUUUGAUCAAAGCAAUGCUAUAAAGUUUAUGGAGAUAUACGUGAAUUUUGAAAAUACCGAUGAUUUGUCAAUACCGAUUCGGUCACUUGAUCUGAAUACAGCACCAGGCAUUGAUAUGUUGAACAAGAAUGCAUCAUCAUCUGUGCUUCCAGUAGUGCCCAACAAUGCUAUAUUUGAUGAUGAAGACAUUCCAACAUAUGACCACAACAACAAUGAUGAACAAGAAGAAGACGAGGAUGCGUGCCUGGCAGCUGACAAUAAUGACGAUGAGUCAAAUAGCGAAGAUGAUGACGAUGAGCCGAUAGGAUCCCAGGACAACGUCAAUAUAUCCACAUCAACGGGUAUCGUUGGUUAUCAGAAUGUCAUUCAAGGUAACAAUGUGACUCCUAAUGUAGGUCACAAUGUAGGUCCCAGUGUGGGUCAUAAUGUAGGUCCAAAUGUGAGUCCUAAUGUGGGUCCUAAUAUGGCUGUGAAGUCGUAUUGUAUGAAAAUUAAUAAGGAAGCUGUUGUUGUUGAGAACACGACUAUGAAGCUGGUUUUGGGGUGCAAGAACCAAGGGACGGGUUGUCCCUGGUGCAUGAGGGCAAUGAAACCAAAAAAUGGAUUAAUAUGGGUUGUGAGUAGAUGGGAGGGACCUCACAAUUGUGUCAUUUGUAAUCUGUCCCAAGAUCACAGACAACUUGAUUCCGCCUUCAUUGCAUCCACUAUAUUGGGUGAGUGGAUUGUUUCCAAGUAA
Molecule: messenger RNA, 936 nt
Organism: Gastrolobium bilobum
Lineage: Eukaryota; Viridiplantae; Streptophyta; Magnoliopsida; Fabales; Fabaceae
Exons: 3
Coding region: 1-936 (311 amino acids)
Source: RefSeq, a predicted model, not a curated record